This is a messenger RNA of Acanthamoeba castellanii str. Neff, 636 nucleotides long. RefSeq names its product metaldependent hydrolase. The record is from RefSeq and is a predicted model, not a curated record. Lineage: Eukaryota; Discosea; Longamoebia; Acanthamoebidae. The transcript has 4 exons. The coding region runs from base 1 to 636 and encodes 211 amino acids. Gene Ontology annotation, molecular function: arylformamidase activity.
AUGGACUUCACUUUUAACUUCCUGUGUGAAGAUGAUCAGAAGGAGCCCCAGGCAUCAAAGGGGGGAGACAGGCACCAUCUGGGCACGGACAAUGACUCCCUGUUUGGUGCGCCGGAGGGGGAGGAGGGUGGUCAGGUGGUGGACGUGAGCUGGCCGCUGGAGGCCGGGGUGACGGCCUUCAAGGACGCCCCCGAGCGCGCCUACACGGUCGACCGCUUCCGCGACUGGCCCAAGGACCACGCGCGCGAGUCGCGCUUCACCAUGUGCCUCCACACCGGCACCCACAUCGACGCCCCCGCACACUUCCUCGAAGAUGGCCACUCGAUCGAGAAGACGUCGCUGACGCAGCUCGCGGGCAGGUGCUGCGUGCUUGACUUGACCCAGAUCGAGGGGGACGCGAUCACGCGCGAGGCGUUGGAGCAGCACGAGGCGGUCAUAGAGAAGGGCGUCAUCGUGCUGCUCAAGACCGCUAACAGCGCGCUGAGCACGACGGCGCCGUUCAACCCCAAAUUCGUGUUUCUCCACAUCUCCGGUGCCGAAUACCUGCGCGAGAGAGGUCUGUUCCUCAUCUUUCCAAACGUGAACGUUCGAAAUGCUAACAUUUCUGCACCCAGGCAUCAAGGCCGUCGGCGUUGA